This is a messenger RNA of Sus scrofa (pig), 315 nucleotides long. Its product is annotated as small ribosomal subunit protein eS24-like. The record is from RefSeq and is a predicted model, not a curated record. Gene Ontology annotation, molecular function: structural constituent of ribosome. Gene Ontology annotation, cellular component: ribosome. Gene Ontology annotation, biological process: translation. NCBI's taxonomy places the organism in Eukaryota, Metazoa, Chordata, Mammalia, Artiodactyla, Suidae.
AUGGCAAAUGGCCCAUUAAUUAUCUGGACCAGAGUGUUCAUCGCAGUGGUUUGCUUCAACGGAUACAAAUGGUCAUGGGAUGCCCUUUAUCCUAGAAAGGCAACAGUACCUAUAAUAUUUACAGACAAUAAGCAAAGUACUCAAGACCCCACAUUUGUCAGCUUUGGCUUCAAAUUCAGAACCCAUUUGGGUGGUGACAAGACAACAGGGUUUUUCAUAAUCUAUAAUCAUGUAAACCACACCGAGAAAAAGCUGCACACCAAACUUGCAAGAUAUGACCCGUAUGAGAAGAAAAAGACCUUACGAGAACACUGA